Messenger RNA from Octodon degus (degu), 3546 nucleotides. RefSeq names its product BRCA1 associated protein (gene Brap). Gene Ontology annotation, cellular component: cytoplasm. The transcript is spliced from 11 exons. Gene Ontology annotation, molecular function: nucleic acid binding; zinc ion binding; ubiquitin protein ligase activity. Gene Ontology annotation, biological process: Ras protein signal transduction; protein ubiquitination. Lineage: Eukaryota; Metazoa; Chordata; Mammalia; Rodentia; Octodontidae. The record is from RefSeq and is a predicted model, not a curated record. The coding region runs from base 4 to 1626 and encodes 540 amino acids.
GAAAUGUCUGAUGAAGAGAUCAAAAAGAAGACACUUGCUUCAGCUGUAGCCUGUUUAGAAGGGAAGUCACCAGGGGAAAAAGCAGCAAUCAUCCAUCAGCACCUUGGCCGCCGGGAAAUGACAGAUGUAAUCAUUGAGACCAUGAAGUACAACCCAGAUGAGUUAAAAGAUACAAUGGAAGAAAAGGAGUCUUCAGAAGCAUCUCUCCCUACGCAGAAAAAUAGAGAUCAGAAUAAAGAAUGUGUAAAUGCAGCUCCUGACUCUCCAUCCAAACAGCUUCCAGACCAAAUUUCAUUCUUCAGUGGAAAUCCUUCAGUUGAAAUAGUUCAUGGUAUAAUGCACCUUUACAAGACAAAUAAGAUGACCUCCUUAAAAGAAGAUGUGAGGCGCAGUGCCAUGCUGUGUAUUCUCACAGUCCCUGCUACAAUGACCAGUCAUGACCUUAUGAAGUUUGUCGCCCCAUUUAAUGAAGUAAUUGAACAAAUGAAAAUCAUCAGAGACUCUACUCCAAAUCAAUAUAUGGUGCUGAUAAAGUUUAGUGCACAGGCCGAUGCGGAUAGUUUUUAUAUGGCAUGCAAUGGCCGCCAGUUCAACUCCAUAGAAGAUGACGUUUGCCAACUGGUUUAUGUGGAAAGGGCUGAAGUUCUGAAAUCAGAAGAUGGCGCCAGUCUCCCGGUGAUGGACCUGACCGAGCUCCCUAAGUGCACGGUGUGUCUGGAGCGCAUGGAUGAGUCCGUGAAUGGCAUUCUCACCACAUUGUGUAACCACAGCUUCCACAGCCAGUGUCUACAGCGCUGGGAUGACACCACAAAAGAGGGAAACCUUUGGAUUUGUCUCAUAUGUGGCCACAUAGGAUGUGGACGGUAUGUGAGUCGACAUGCGUAUAAGCACUUUGAGGAAACACAGCAUACCUAUGCGAUGCAGCUCACCAACCACCGAGUAUGGGACUAUGCUGGAGAUAAUUAUGUCCAUCGACUGGUUGCAAGUAAAACAGAUGGAAAAAUAGUACAGUAUGAAUGUGAGGGUGACACUUGCCAGGAAGAGAAAAUAGAUGCCUUGCAGUUAGAGUAUUCAUAUUUACUAACAAGCCAACUGGAAUCUCAGCGAAUAUACUGGGAAAACAAGAUAGUUCGUCUAGAGAAAGACACAGCAGAAGAAAUUAACAACAUGAAGACCAAGUUUAAAGAAACAAUUGAAAAAUGUGAUAGUCUGGAGCACAGACUAAAUGACCUUCUGAAAGAAAAGCAGUCUGUGGAAAGGAAGUGUACUCAGCUAAACACAAAAGUGGCCAAACUCACCACAGAGCUCCAGGAGGAGCAGGAAAUGAACAAAUGCUUACGGGCCAACCAGGUUCUUCUGCAGAACAAGCUAAAGGAAGAGGAGAGGUUGUUGAAGGAGACCUGUGACCAGAAAGACCUGCAGAUCACUGAGAUCCAGGAGCAGCUGCGUGACGUCAUGUUCUACCUAGAGGCACAGCAGCAGAUCAGCCACCUGCCUGCUGGAGCACGGCAGGAAAUCCAAGAGGGACAAAUCAACAUCCCCAUGGCCUCAGCCUCCAGCCCCUCACCUUCGGGGGGCAGUGGGAAAGUGCCGUCCAGGAAGGGCCGCAGCAAGAGGGGCAAGUGACCUCUAGAGAAACAGCCUCAGAGACUGUCCUGGCAUUGCAAGGGUGUGCCAGGAUCUUCAGCAGAGUGGGAGGCCAAGCCCUAAUAAGUACGAGGGAGGGUCAAGCCACAGAGUUUGGCUCUUUCCUUUGCUAGCAUGUGGUGUAGGAAGUGUAGAGCUGUUGUCAGGAGAGCUAAUGACCAUGGGCAGUGUUUUCAAGGUGGUGAGAGUCCUAACUUCCGACAUUCUAACAACCAUUUUGCCUUGCUGCUUGGUAGAUGCCCCACCUCUGCUGUGCAUUUUUCUGUUGUGUUUGUUGAGUUAAAAUAUUUGGAGUUCAUUUCUUGGAGAGGCUUGAAACAAGAAGGUGAUGUUACCCAGCACUGAAGCACUCAACUUCCCGAAGGUCAUAGCCACUGCUUUAAAAGAGCUUCCCGUUGGCUGCUGAGGAGCUAGGGUAGUCCUAGCAUCAGUGCCAUAUCAUUGCUAUCCCUCCAUUCCUCUGGGGGAGUUAAAGAAUUGUUUGAAUGUUAUAUGAAGAGAGGGUGGGUUGCAAAUGAGGCACUGGCUUGUCAUCACGAGCCGUCUCUUGCUCUGAGCUAGCCAAAAAGAACAAGUAGCCCAGGGCCAGUUGAGUAGUCUCACUGUUGGAAAAAUGGUGGCAGUUCUACUUUAUUUUUGGCAACCAUUGUGUACUUCAAGUAAGAGAGGAUUGUCGGGUAUGGUGGUACACAUCUAUAUUCCGAGAUUUGGGAAGCUGAAGCAGGAGGAUCAAUGCCAGUUUGAGGCCAGCCUGAACUGCAUAGAAGACUUUGUCUCAAAAAAAUUGAAAAAAAGGCUUGUAAUGGCUACUCCAGGAUUCAAAUCUGAGUGAUUUUCCUAGCAUCUAGCAAAAAUAAGCAAGGCAAUUUAUCAUCCCUGUGAAAAUGUAGAAUGAGGCUUCUAACUAGCUAAUUCUGUAUUUUGCUAGGAUCAGUGUUUUCUGAAUGUUUACAAAAGAUCAGACUGCAUGUUCAGGUUGCAGCUAGAGGGAGCUUGGGCAGAGUUUCAAUUAUGCUUUCAAGAUAUAACCAAAGGCUGUUUCUAAAUCCUAAAAUUGGAUUUCAACAGAGCCCCUUUUUAAACAGUCAUGUAAUGUUUAUUGUGGGCUAACAGAGGGGCUGUGUACUUUCUCUGGAACCAGAAACAUCAAGUAAUUCUAACAUGGAGCAAUUGAGCAAAAUUGAAGCAAGACCCCUGUUGGAAAUGGGUACGUAGAACAGGUAGCUGGGUAGGUUACCGUUAAAUGAUGGGUUUUGUUUUCUUCAUAAUUAAUCAAAGGUUUUUAAAUAUCAGUGGGUUUUUUUUAAGCCCAUUAUUGAGGCCCGUCCCCUUUGCCCUAAAUGUCUUACGUGUUACUUAUUAACACAUCAGUUGUAUAGCUGAUCCCCAUCCAGUUUUGUGGGAUGUGAAAUGCAGCAUUUCUCAGAAAACCUCACCUGUAUCUUUGAAAGAUGAAUGUACUUAGACAUUCUUAAUUUUUAUUAGGGUAGGCUAAUGCUCCGUGGACUCAAAUAUACAGAGAUCUUAAGCAAGAGUAGAAGUGUAAAGUAUAACCUAAUUCUCUUUCCUAUAGAGAUUCUAUUUUAUUUAAAAUCUAUUUUUACACUAGUUAGAAUCCUACUGUUUUGGCCAAGUACUUUUCUUGCAUGUCUGACCUUGCAGAAGCCGGGGUGGAUCGUAGCAUACUAAUUAAGAGAAUUAGAAGUAGUUUACAAGCUCUCUCCUCUGUCUCAUUAUGAUUGCCUCCAUCGAGAGGCCCUGCCACCAGCUGGAAAGCCGUCUUUCAGCACAGGUGGAAUAAACGCCCAGGAAGGCUGUGCCCAGAGGGGUGAGCAAAUAGGCAAAUAUUUCUGAACUACUUGAAGGUUUAAAAGAAACUUUCCAGGAAAAAAAAAAAAA